Molecule: messenger RNA, 1587 nt
Organism: Thermothelomyces thermophilus ATCC 42464
Lineage: Eukaryota; Fungi; Ascomycota; Sordariomycetes; Sordariales; Chaetomiaceae
Exons: 2
Biological process (GO): cellular response to oxidative stress
Cellular component (GO): cytoplasm
Source: RefSeq, a predicted model, not a curated record
CUGGUGUCCAACCUCGUCGGCCUGCCCGGCUCGGAGACCUGUCUCGAGACCAUUGCGCGACUGGGCAACCCGAGAGAGGUGAUCCUCAAGGUGCUCGAGACUCUGGAGCUGCUCGAGGCCGAGGAGAGAGAGGAUGAAGAGAACGAUGCCGAAGAGGACGGCGAGCAAACAACAAGACCAAAACCCGCAGUGUCACCAACGCACAGGUUCGUCACCCUGCUCGGCAUGCUCGCCAUCCUCCAUAAGCGCAUCAAGACAAAGUACCCGAGCCGCUUCCUCGCGCAGACCCUACAGACAGUCUUCCGCACGUACCACCCUAACCAAGAGAUGACGGCCUCCGUCCUCAACCUCGUUCACAGCUUGUCCGGCCAGCGACGGCCGCCCCUGCCCAGCCGGCAGUCCAGCGUCAACGUAGCCAACCCGGACCAAACCGGCGACGCCUCCAAGAAUGCACCUGACCCGGAGGCAGAUAGGGACGGCGGCGAGGACCCGGACGAGACCGAGCUUCAGCAGAGGCUGCUGUUGAGCUUUGCGACCUGCAUCCUAGAGGCGUAUGCCAACGGAAACGAGAUGUCCUGGGCGGCGCGGCUGCUCGAGUUUUACACUCCGGACAAGCUCGUGCCGGGAAGGCGAACGGUCAUGGCCGCAUUCAGGGAAGAGCAGGAUCUGCUCUCGAGGGACUCCAUAGUCGGGAAACUGGUGGCUCUCAUCGGCGACCUCGGUCUCGUCUCUUGCACCAAGGAUUUUGUACACCAGCUCUGCAACGAGCCCAUACACAGAAUCCCCCUGGAAGAGCCGGAUCUGUCUAGCCCAGAAAAGAUUUCUCUCUCGACGGGCGGCUGCGUUUGCUUGCUGGCCUACUGGGUCUUCUCCUCAGCCGUCUUCGGCGCCAUCCACCCGCAGCCUGAAAUGCACGUCUUUCCCGAGCACUUUGCCGUGCUCGACAAAUUCCUCCAGGACGACGCGCAUUCUCAGAUCCAGAACUCGGUAGGCACCACGGAAGCCCUUGUCGCCAUCGGCCUUUGGCUACAGUUCAACAACCGCAUCUCGGACAACCCGGCCUCCUCCCUGGCCAACCCGACCACCUCGCCAGAAGACCCCACGUCCGACUUUAUGCGCUACGUCCACCUGACCACGCUCAUCGCCCUCUACCACCCGUCCAUCCUGGUCCGCAACGCAGCGAGCGCGCUGGCCGGCUCGAUCCUGCAUGCCGACCCCGAAGACGAGGACCGCCUUCGGAUCCUCGAAGACCUGCUCGAGAACUGCAUGUUUGCGACUCUAAAGGCGAGGGCCGUCGCAUGGCUGCGGGAGGAGUUGCUGGCAGCAUCAUCCCUUCCAUCAUCAUCAUCAUCAUCAUUACCAUUCCGGAGGCAAGAAGGACAGGGACAAGAAGAACAGGAACAACCGGCCGCGUCCAGGACAGGCCUAUUUGCCACCCCGCAGGCGCUCGAGACGGUGCAGUACGCCGUCUUCCCGCCGAUGGCCUCCCUGCUCGACCUACCCACCCUCGAGCUGGUCGAGCACCUGACGGCGCACAUGCCGUUCCUCAUGCAGGCCGUCAAUUUUGCACUGUUCCUCUGGGGCGGC